Sphaeroforma arctica JP610 is the source of this 792-nucleotide messenger RNA. RefSeq lists its product as hypothetical. The transcript has 2 exons. The record is from RefSeq and is a predicted model, not a curated record. Bases 1 to 792 code for a protein of 263 amino acids. NCBI's taxonomy places the organism in Eukaryota, Ichthyosporea, Ichthyophonida.
AUGGGGAGCGAUAAUCCGUUCGGAGAAUGUCUAACCAAUGAACGUAUCCUAGACAGGCUUCAGAAUUGUUCAAUUAAAGAACAGUUUCUGAACUACGAUCGCCGGCUGACAAGGGUGGAUUAUCUUUUCGAUGAGCAGCAAGACGAUCACAACCACUGGCCUGCGAUGGAAAGAGUCACAAAAAAUUGCAUGGAAAAUGAACCACAGCGAUCUCAAGUACACACAGAUCCGGUGAACAAAAGACUCGACUGUUAUAUGAGUCGGAGUGUUGAAGCGGCAUAUUUCGCCAUCACUGGAGCUGGUCUGCAUAUCCGACUCAAGUCGCGCUCAAUGAAACGAACUGUAUUCAUACCCACCAAUCGACCGGAAAAGCAAUUGGCCUUGGACCACGGACUGGUAGGCCGCUUGCAGAUUCUUGUUGCGCCUGGUGGAGCAUGGGCUGCAGUGCCGGAAGCCUACUUUCCACAUCUGACCAACGGCUGGAUGCUGUUAGUCAUGCCGGACUCAAUAGACCUGAGCUUCCUACCUGCUGAUCAUCUUCUUCGCAAUUGCUUCAUAGGCGGUAAGCGCCCUUGUGCUGAAUAUGGAAAGAUUGAAUUUUCGCGGCUAUUCAUCCAGCUGUUCGCACACGCAGUUGGACUGUCCGAGGUUUGGGUGCUAGAUGACAAUAUAACAAAGUGUGAGCGAAGAAACAUAGUUGACUCUGCCGGUGGGGAGAAAAAUUGGCAGGUGGGCCCGGGUUCUAUACAAAGAGUAGGCCUUGAAGAAUUUAUGCAACAACUGAGAGAGUAA